CUCCUGAAACGACUGCAGGCGGCGAGGAGAAAGGGGGCGGGGCCCGGCUCGGAGGGGCGGGGCGACUCGCCUUCCCCUCGGGUCACGCGCGGCAGGAAGUCGCGCCCUCAGCCGAGUAUCGAAAUGGGGACCUCCCUGGACAUUAAGAUUAAGAGAGCGAACAAGGUUUAUCACGCCGGGGAAGUGCUCUCGGGCGUGGUGGUCAUAUCUGGUAAGGAUUCAGUCCAGCACCAGGGAGUGUCUUUGACAGUGGAAGGAAGUGUGAACCUCCAGCUCAGUGCCAAGAGUGUGGGUGUGUUCGAGGCAUUCUAUAAUUCCGUUAAGCCUAUCCAGAUUAUCAACAGUACCAUUGAAAUGGUGAAGCCAGGGAAAUUUCCCAGUGGCAAAACGGAAAUUCCUUUUGAGUUUCCUCUGCACGUGAAGGGCAACAAAGUUCUGUACGAGACUUACCACGGCGUGUUCGUCAACAUUCAGUAUACCCUGCGCUGUGACAUGAGGCGGUCUCUGUUGGCCAAGGACUUGACAAAGACCUGCGAAUUCAUCGUUCACUCUGCUCCUCAGAAGGGGAAGUUGACCCCGAGUCCUGUGGACUUCACCAUUACACCUGAAACCCUACAGAACGUCAAAGAGAGAGCCUUGCUCCCCAAAUUUCUCAUCAGAGGGCAUCUCAACUCCACCAACUGUGUCAUCACACAGCCGCUGACAGGGGAGCUGGUGGUUGAGAGCUCGGAGGCCGCCAUCAAGAGCAUAGAGCUGCAGCUGGUCCGCGUGGAGACCUGUGGGUGUGCAGAAGGCUAUGCCCGAGAUGCCACAGAGAUUCAGAAUAUUCAGAUCGCUGAUGGAGAUGUGUGUCGGAGCCUCUCCAUCCCCAUCUACAUGGUGUUCCCCCGGCUGUUCACCUGCCCUACGCUGGAAACCACCAACUUCAAAGUGGAAUUUGAGGUUAACAUCGUUGUGCUGCUUCACGCGGAUCACCUCAUCACGGAGAACUUUCCACUGAAGCUCUGCAGGAUGUAG
This is a messenger RNA of Odobenus rosmarus divergens (Pacific walrus), 1017 nucleotides long. RefSeq names its product Down syndrome critical region gene 3 (gene VPS26C). Bases 124 to 1017 code for a protein of 297 amino acids. The record is from RefSeq and is a predicted model, not a curated record. Lineage: Eukaryota; Metazoa; Chordata; Mammalia; Carnivora; Odobenidae. The transcript is spliced from 8 exons. Gene Ontology annotation, cellular component: endosome. Gene Ontology annotation, biological process: intracellular protein transport.